Molecule: messenger RNA, 2894 nt
Organism: Notodromas monacha
Lineage: Eukaryota; Metazoa; Arthropoda; Ostracoda; Podocopida; Cyprididae
Source: the annotation of a GenBank genome assembly
AUGAAAGGCGAAUGUGUUGGAGGAAUCCCUCCCCCUGCUUGUGUGGUGGAAAGUUGCAUGCAGCUGCUGCCGGCGGUUGUUGCAACGUUGCUUUGCUGCGAGCUUCUUUGCAUGAGGCACGAAAAUCUGCAACGUUACCUCCUUUUUCUGUGGAAGAACAAUUUGCCGGCGUGUGUGGAAGUGUUUUUGGCGCCUGGUUGCCUGCAUGGUGAAUGGAAGUGCUCUCAAGUGGACGCUUACGCUGCUCCUGAGCAAGGAUAUAAAAUGCUGGAGCAGUGGACCAUUAAAAUAUCUCCGGCGACCAAGGAAGGUUUGCGUGGCGGACACAUGAGUGCCAGGAGCCUGUUGCAAGCCGUGCGGUCGUUUCUCCACUUCUCGCAGCUCGCCGCGUGGUUCAGUUCGAGCCAGGGCACGGCCCCCGAGAAUGUGUUCUACAGAGUCGGCGUGGCUGUGGACGCUUCCACCCAGCUCGCCCACGGGUUCCCUGACCCGGGCUCUGUGACCGAGCACGUGUUCCCGGCUGCCUGCGUGGACAACAACCGGGAGAUCAUCUCGAUAUCUGUCAAGUCUGCACCGAGGUCGGAAACUCUGCCGAACGUACCUUGCGCGCAUUGCUCGUCUGAAAGCGAAAAUGGGCCCAAGCCGGAAUCGAAUCCCGGGUGCUGUGCGGAUGAUGAGAAUCUUCGCCUGAGCGUGAUGAAGAGCCGCCUAACUGGCGGCAGUUGCGAGAACACGAGUUUGGGCGCCGUUGGAGGGCCGCCGAUUGGCGACGUGCUGCUGGACCCGCCGCAGAAGCUGGAGAAGUUUGUGAAGCGCUACCAGAGUCCAUCCAGGUCGGGGUCGCCGUGUGCGGAGGCGCCUGACCGCCUGUUUUUCAGGCCCAGGAGUGACUCAUUUGACAGAGAUUUGGGUCGUCCUCCCGAAUGUCCCUGGGAGUUCUCGAACCGAAGUUCUUGCGGACGUGUUUCACCAGGAACCAAGUGCAAUGAAAAGCAGGCUGUGUGUAAAAAGACCUCCGGUGCUCCGAAGACGCCUUUGUCUGCUGCGUUCCAGCUCACACCGCGGGAAGUUCGGGAAGUGCUCUCCGUUCUCAGGAAACCAUGUGGUGGUGGAGGCAGCCAGCGCACUCGGAAGACGCUGGCUGGUCGCUGUGAUACACCUUCGCAAGAUAACAAACCGCCGGAAUUGCUCCGCGGUGCUGCACUGCGAACGAGUAAAGAGGAAUCUGUUGCCGCUACUUGCAAGGAGUCCGUUGAAAAUGGGCAUACCAGUGUGCAGACAUGUGUCGACGCCCGCGUGAUCAAAGAGCGUACGCUCAAGUAUAAAUGUCUUUCCAACUCCCUGCCGGUGGAACAGGACUCCAUCAGCAGCAAGAGCCGUGUUACUCGAGCGUCGACGUCAUUACCAGUCAAGAAACAGUCCCCAUUGGCAUUGAUCGCUUCGUCGCUGCGUGCGGAUGCCGUGAAAAGGGACGAAAACGCUUUGGAUUGUAAUAGUCAAGACUCGCAAAAGUCGCAUGCGCGCAGGGCACUAACAUUCGAUGGCCAAGCCUCUCGCUGUGUGGAUUCGGAACCUGUGGUAAAUGAGGAGAAACGUGAGAAACCCGGCGAAGAUGAUCGUGAAGAAGAGGACGAAGACAUCGAGGAAGAAUCUUUGCAUGUUUCCGAGGCUCGGUUGGCCAAGCGGGAUGUGCCUUCGCGGACUGCGCAGGACGAGUUUCGCAGAUCGCUGGAUUCCGCAGCGUCGUUGGUUUUUCAUCAGAGGACGGGCUUGCCACUGACUUCGUCACCUGCCCCGGCCAGACGCGGAAAGGCGUCUGAUUUCGGUUUUGACUCGAGUUUGACUUCCGUCCACGCUAUCAAAAGCGCAUUGUAUGACGCAGAACCGGUGGUCGAAGCUGAGAAGUCGUUUCAAAAUGCCAACACGAAGCUGGAAAGAAGAAGAAUGCGUCUACAACACUCAUUGGUGGAUUCACCGCCUCGUCCCAUGAGUUGCUCGGCACCUCCGGCGUCGGUGAUCUCAUCCUCCUUGCUGGGCAAUUUCGAAGAGUCGGUGCUGAAUGGUCGCCUGGAACCCGUGAGCACCGUGGAGGGGUUCUAUGCGGAGAUCGGCGCCAGUGGGUCCUUUUGUCCCAAGCACCUCACUGUGCCCGUCACUGUGUUUUUCUACACGCUCUGUGAUAAUGACCAGGUCUCGUCGCCGUACCUGGGGCAUAUAAAUUUGGGGAAGAAGGGCUACCGGGUUCCGAAGCAGGGAACCAUACAAGUCACGCUUUUCAACCCGCUGCGGACAGUUGUGAAGAUGUUCGUCAUCGUGUACGACUUGUCUCAGAUGCCGCCCAAUUGUCGGACGUUCCUCCGGCAGCGAACUCUUUACAUGCCUGUGGGGGCGUCCGAUCAACAUACGGACGCCCAGAAGUGGUUGCGCUACCUCAUCCACUUGAGGUUUGCUUCUACCAAGUCCGGUCACAUCUAUCUACACACGGACAUCAGAAUGAUCGUAUUUCGGAAAUCUGAUAUGGAUGCUGCCAUGUUGCACAAGAAGGGAGGAACAGCGUACGAACUGAGAUCCUUCACUCGCGGCCCCCUGAACCCGCAAUUUUCACCGAGAGAAGGGAACUGAAGAUUUUUCGAUAUCUUUUCAAUGCUUAUGUGGUUUGCAGUGGAUGUAUCGCGUAUUACUAUGGUUUCUCUAUGGUCGCAUCUAAACGCGGAUUUUGUUCGAAUGCUUCUCUUCAUUCCUUGUUGCAUGCAUAAGCGGGUGGUGAUGCUUGGGUUUGUCCUGUUGAAUUCACGGAUGGUCGGGGAAACCGAUGGGGAAAGGUUGUGUGGUUUAGAUACGAGAUUUUUUUUUUGAACGAGAGCGAAAUAUAGGACAUUUUGAAGCUUGCCAAA